AUGGCAUCGCUCCUGGGCGCAACUUACGAUUCUUCAGGCGACGAGGAUGACAACAAGCCCAAGACUACAACAUUCACAUCUGCGACCAAGAUUGUCGCCGCUCCUGAAGUCAAUGUAGAGGAUCCAUCCAGGUUGCAACUGAUUGCCGGUGCCGGAAGCUCAACUGCUCUUACUUACAAUGCUACAUACGACGACCUAACUCGGCCGGCCCAAGGUCCCGUCAACCCGUUCAAACCCAACGGCGUCGGCAAUGGACUGAAGCGCAAGAAUGUGCCCUCGGGCCAUGCAGAGGAAGCAGCUAUCAGCGAAGCGACAUUUAUCACGCAACAUCGCACAUUUCAGAGCUUGGGAUAUUCGCGUGACCCCAGUAGGCCGGAGCUGUUUGUUGGAGAUCAAGCGCGAGCUGCGCAAUAUGGCGGAAGGGACUUUGUUCAGAUGAAGCCGUCAAAGGAGGCAUCGGCGGCUUUGCGGAGAAAAAGGCAAAAGAAAGGUGAUGCUAGUAUUGUUGACGGGGAAGGAGCAUAUCUCGGACCGUGGGCAAGAUACGAGCGUGACGACGAGGUGUACGAAGAAGAAGCCGCUGAGGCGGGUCAUGAGCUCGCCAGUGACGAGGAAUAUGUCGAGGAGGAUGAGGAAGGAAUUCCCGUGUCAGAGAUGCCCGCUAUGGCGACUGAUUAUCAGGAUGAUGUGUCGCAGACGGAGACUACUGAAUUCCAUGGGAGCGAACAGUUUGAUUAUCUUGGGCGGACAUAUAUGCAUAUUCCUCAAGAUCUUGAUAUCGAUCUUAAAAAGGAACCAGGCAGCAUCAAGAAUUUUAUCCCCAAAAAAUUGGUGCACAAUUGGAAAUCGCACACAAAGCCCAUCACAUCGCUCCGCUUCUUUCCUAAAGCCGGUCACUUACUGCUGUCAUCUGGUGCUGACGGCAAGGCGAAAAUUUGGGAUGUCUAUCAUCAACGUGAGCUCCUGCGUACAUUUUCGGGACACUCAAAAGCCAUCAGCGACACCACCUUCCAUCCCACUGGCAAAACAUUUCUUACGGCCUCGUAUGAUCGGCAGAUUAAACUUUGGGAUACUGAAUAUGGAAAAUGCAUCUCCCGCUUUAGCACAGGCAAAACGCCACAUGUCGUGCGCAUUAACCCUGAUCCCGAGCAUAAUCACGAAUUCUUGGCUGGAAUGUCUGACAAGAAAAUCGUGCAAUUUGAUACCCGUUCUGGCGAACUUGUGCAAGAAUACGACCACCACUUGGCCGCUGUUAAUACCAUCACAUUUGUAGAUAACAAUCGUCGUUUUAUUACAACGUCCGACGACAAAUCCCUACGGGCGUGGGAAUACGGAAUACCGGUGCCAAUCAAAUACAUCGCCGAAGCAGAUAUGUUCGCUAUGGUGCGCGCCUGCCCUCACCCAUCAGGCAAAUAUGUUGCCUUCCAGUCCGGUGACAACCAGAUUGUCGUAUACGCUGCAACAGACAAGUUCCGUCAAAACCGCAAAAAGGGGUUUCGCGGUCACAACAAUGCCGGGUAUGCUAUUGACAUCACAUUUUCGCCGGAUGGCCAGUUUGUUGCUAGCGGUGAUUCGGGUGGGUUCGUGUGCUUCUGGGAUUGGAAGACCGGGAAGAUGUACCACAAAAUCCAAGCAGGUGGUAAAGAGGGCUCGGCUGUGACGUGUCUGGACUGGCAUCCUCAGGAGAGCAGUAAGGUCGUUACUGGUGGGCUGGACGGUAUCAUUAGGUAUUGGGACUGA
Talaromyces atroroseus is the source of this 1740-nucleotide messenger RNA. RefSeq lists its product as hypothetical. Gene Ontology annotation, molecular function: protein binding; mRNA binding. Gene Ontology annotation, cellular component: catalytic step 2 spliceosome. The record is from RefSeq and is a predicted model, not a curated record. NCBI's taxonomy places the organism in Eukaryota, Fungi, Ascomycota, Eurotiomycetes, Eurotiales, Trichocomaceae. The transcript has 3 exons. The coding region runs from base 1 to 1740 and encodes 579 amino acids. Gene Ontology annotation, biological process: mRNA splicing, via spliceosome.